Messenger RNA from Kogia breviceps (pygmy sperm whale), 3659 nucleotides. The record is from RefSeq and is a predicted model, not a curated record. Lineage: Eukaryota; Metazoa; Chordata; Mammalia; Artiodactyla; Physeteridae.
GGGUGCUGUGAUGUGUGGGGUUGCCAUGGCAGUUAAGUGGGGGCAGGGCACCUAGGGCCUGGAGCAGGACUAUGGAAGUCACCAAGAAAGUGGGGGCCCCUGAUCCAUCAGGCUCCCAGGGCCACCCCUCAGCUGGCAGCCAGCAGCUGAGCAGUGACCCUAGAGGGUCCCAGGGACCAUGGAUAAACUCAGGAUCUGUAUACUUGAGGCAGGGGUUGUCACUGUCCACCGAGGCCAUCCUUGAUGGGGCCUAUGGCUCAGCCUCCCAGGCCCAUACCCACGAGCCCAGUGACCAGCAACUCUGGGACCCUGCUGAGGUUAGCUCCCAAUGUGGCUGUGAGCGGGCCUCACAGGAUUCCCUGAGACUCUCCUCCACUAGCUCGUUUCCAGGCUCUAUCGUGGGAGCCCAAACACAUCUCAUCACAGAGAACAGGACCCUGGCCCUACCGGUGUGCAGGCGCAGUGACGGCACCAGUGACAUGGCGCGGCACGGACUCUGCUGUUCCCGGCUUCAGGUGCAGAUGGCGGGGGAGGGCAAGGCUCCGGCUAAAGUCCUAGUAGGCUGGGGCAAAGGCCCUUGCAGCCCCAAACAGAUAGCCCCACUGGGCAUUAGGAAGAGCCAGUGGCUACCGUAUUUUCUUUCAGGGGAGAAUGGCUCAGCUGCAGCCCAAGGUCCUCUUCUGGCUCUGGCCCAAGAUCAGGGCCAGGGCCACCCCCAACCGGGCUCAGGGCCCCCAGAAACCCCCAAGUCCCAGAGGGGUAACCAGGAGAUUUGCAGCUCUCAGCCAGGUCAGCAGCCUCUCAAUGCUUGCAGCAACACCUGCUCCGAUAUGCCACCGUCUGCCUACUAAGUAACAUGCCACAACUCCCUCCCAAUACAGCCUCCCAGGGAAGCCAUGCAGAUACGUGCCCCUACCUGCCAGCUCCAGGAUGCUGUGGAAGACCGUGUGCUGGUGUUUGAUAUGGCCACGGGCAACACCAGAAUGGGGCUGCUGUGCCAUGACCCCAUGGGCUCAAGGGCAGUGCCGGUGGGCCUCAUGCCCAGCCACCCAUCCAUCUAUGCCUCUGAAAAUACGCUGUCCACCCGGCCGUUGGCCAUGCCCAUCCUCUCCCCUGACAGCGAUGGCUCCAGCUUCUGGUCCACCACAUCCAUGGUGUCCAGCCCCGUGCCCUCCAGCCUUUCAUCUGGAAGCUACCGAGAGGUGGCCCUGGUUCCCAAAGAGGCCAGGCUCAACCUGGAGUCACGAGGCUCCCCUGGUACUGAGACACUCAUCAAGAUGGGGAUGCUCACUGGGCGUGUUCCACUGGGAAUGCCCCUCCAAUUUGGAGAGAGGAUACUGAGCCAUGCCUAUGAUCCUGGCUCGUCCAAAACUGACGCUGAAAAAACCGAAACUAGUCACACCAUCUGGAUGCAGGAUGCCUCCGGAAUGCAGGACACCUCUAUGGUCCAGGCCAAGAAACUGCAGUGGACGAACUCAGAGCAGACCCCAGAGCCUGUACCACCAGCCCCAAACCAGCAGGUGCCCAGACCCCUGCUCCAGGAGGAUGUAGGCAGCCACAAUCAGAAAGGGGUCGUUAUUGCUCACCCUGACAACCCUCAGGUCAAAGGUGCUGGGCAUGCCCCCCUCGGUGGUCAGCCCCCACUAGCUGAGCAGCAUCCCCUUUCCAGGCAGCCCCCUUCGACCGGUCAGCCUCCCUCUGCAGAGCAGCGUCCCCUUCCCAGGCAGACCCACCUUUCUGGAUAGCCACCCCUAGCUGAGCAGGCCCCCUCCACCAAGCAGCACCCCCUUCCUGGUCAGGCUCCUCUCACUGGAGCCCCGAUUGCCAGGCAGCUUUCUCUCACUUGGCAGCCUCCCUUUUCCCAAGAACCCCCCAUCUCCAAUGAGUCCACUCUCUCAAUAGGUCCCCCCACCACUAGGGAGCCUGGUCAGGCCUCCACCCUGUGCCAGGAAGGUGAGCCAUUGGGCCCGCCUACCCAUGUGGGGGUACUUCGGGUGACCCCGGCCCCUGAGGAGACCUGUGUCUAUAUAAACAGAGAAAAUGUUGGUGUCAGUGCUGGUCAAAGCUCCAGCUCACAUCGGCUCUCACCCUGGCAACCUGGUGGCUCCCCCAGGGAGCAGUAGGAGCAGCUUUCCCAGAUCACAUUCACCACACCUGGUCCUGGCUGCAAGGUCUUGCCCAUGGCCAUGGUGGGCACUGAGCCCCACGGUCCCCGGUUCAAGCUGACAGCUGAGGACAUUACACACUCGCCAGUGGUCGUGCAGCUUGGCCUUCUCCGAGGGGCCUGCUAUGAGCUGGUGCCCACCAUGGAUGUUCUGCCAGUACGGUCCCCAGUGCUCUGCCGCCAUUCACGGGGCCCCUACCAGGACAUGGCAGCUGUGGUGAUCGACACAGGCACAGGCUUCACCAAAUUUGGACUGGCUGGAGAGGACCACGUCCUCAGUGUGCUGCCGUCAUGAGUCCAGCUGCUCCAGCAUCCAGUCCAGGGCCAGUCCAGGUACGCAGUGCCUGAGAACCAAGAGGGUUCCUACUCGGUGCUGAAUCGAGGAGUGGUGUCCGACUGGGAUGCACUGGAGGUGCUGUGGCAGCACCUGUUCUAUUGCAUGCUGGGUGUGCAGCCCGAGGAGCUGGCUGUGCUUGUGGCGGAGUCACUCACUUCACCACGCACCAACCGGGAAAAGGUGGCUGAAAUACUCUUUGAGCGUUUCCAUGUGCCAGCCAUGCAGACAGUGAAUCAGGCCCUGCUGGCACUCUAUGCUUAUGGGCGGACCACUGGGCUGGUGCUGGGCAGUGGCCAUGGCACCUCCUAUGUAGCACCCAUCAUCACUGGGGAUCUGGCCCCACUUGACACCUACCGGCUGGAUGUGGCGGGUGCUGACCUCACUGAAUACCUGUCUCAGCUGUUGCUGGCAGGUGGCCAGUCACUGUUCAAGGCAUGGCUGGUCAACCAGAUUAAAGAGGCCUGCUGCUAUGUGGCCAUGGACAUGACAGCUGAGAUGGCCCGUGCCCAGGCUCUGGCCCGGGUGGACUUUUUGCUUCCAGACAAGCAGGUCAUCACACUGGGCUCUGAGCGCUUCUGCUGCCCCGAGGCCCUCUUCUAGCCCAAUCUGCUAGGCCUCAAUCACCCGGGCCUUCCACAACUAGCCCUCCUAAGUAUCAGCCGGCUGGAGGCCAAGCAGCAGGAGCAGCUGCUGGCCAAUGUGGUGCUGGACAGUGGCGGCACCCUGUUGAGUGGCUUUCCUGAGCUCCUGAGACAGGAGCUGGGCCCCGGUGCCACUGUGCUGGGCUCUCCGUACCGUGCUGUUGCUGCUUGGCUUUGAGGCUCCAUCAUGGCGUCCCGGGACUCCUUCCAGAGCCUGUGGCUCAGCCGCCGUGAGUACGAGGAGGAGGGCCCAUGGGCCAUCUAUAAGUACCAUCUGUGAGCACAUAAAAGUUCUUUCUGGUUCUGCUUCUUUUGACCACUGUGGCAUAUUUUAGGCACAGGGUGGUGGGGGGAAGGGCAAGGAUCCAGGCAUGUGGUCAGGGAUGGGGACCUUGGCACUCCCAAGGCACACCUUGCCUCUACACACUGGAAUUCCAUGGGCCUUGGCAAUCCUAUCCUUUCCAGAGAGCCCCACAGCCCCACGGCUGACAUUGGCCCUGGUCUAGCCUGACCUUUA